Messenger RNA from Diaporthe batatas, 2429 nucleotides. RefSeq lists its product as uncharacterized. NCBI's taxonomy places the organism in Eukaryota, Fungi, Ascomycota, Sordariomycetes, Diaporthales, Diaporthaceae. The record is from RefSeq and is a predicted model, not a curated record. Bases 541 to 1812 code for a protein of 423 amino acids. The transcript is spliced from 2 exons.
AAAGUGGGCAGAGCUCGCAGACAAGAGCCGUGCUAUCAGCGAGAGCGAGUGAGCCCCCACCGCCUGGGGCUUCCCGUAGGGCUGUGCAACGGACAGACCAGGGCAGCCAGGGCAGCCAAACGACAAAACGGGCGGGCCGAGUGGGCUCUAGCUGGCCUGACUGCCUGAUUCGUCACCUGGGGACAGCCAAAGCUUAGGGAUGACCCGACCUGCCCACCUGCCCACCUGCCCACCCACUGCCCUUGGGAGGCCCCGUCACUCCGCAGCCAAGGAAGCUAGCCCAGAUCAAACCAGACACAUGCGAGUGCUCCUCCCCGAUUGACCCGUUGACGACAUCCAUCGGCUGCGCACGCUGCACGGGGCUUUCUGCACGGUAGUACACCACAGGACUACUCCGUACUACAUCAGGGCCCUCUUUGCUGCUUUGCCCGCUCUCUCUUUUAAUAUGACGGCUGUCGCCCUCAGCCUCAGUCGCCACCAGCACCGACCCGCCACCAGCUGGAGCAGGUUCGACGAGCUCGAGUUGCCGCUGCCCAAACGAUGAACAGGAGUGGCCACCCCAGCCGACGGGGAACUUGGUCAAAGGCCACCGACAAUGACACCGCCGCCGGCUCCACCCCAGACUCCGUCGGCUCGCUGCUGGCCGCCAUCGCCAACUCCAUCAACGAUGCCCUCCGCCUCCUCAUGUUCGCCGACAAGGCCCACUGGGGCCCCGACGAGUUCGAGCAGGUCCGCGCCCUCGAGGCCACCCUGGACGAGGCCAAGAAGGACUUCCAGGAGAUGGGGCCCUUGCUCAAGGGCUCCGUCUACUACGAGAACGACCGCAGGAUCGAGUCGCUCGAGGAGCUCGGUGAAUUGCGCACGGAAUUCGCGAACCACGCCCGGGUCUUCAAGGACUGGCUGCGACAAGGUGGACCUAUCGAGCCCCUAUGGGUCAACGACACCGUGCGACUGAGACGAGAACUCCAUCGAGCCCAAUGUCGCGCCGCCGCCCGAAUAUUCGCAUCCCAGCAGGCCGACAUAGCAGAAGGGCCCGGCCAGCGAUGCCUUGGCGCGUUUGAGAUAUACCGGCGGCAGCGACGACUAGACGACCGACGGAAGCAAUACGAGCAACGACAUAGCCGGCCGUCUUCUAGGUACGAGUCGACGCGGGACGAGGUGGCACAGGCGCAAGGCAAGAAACCAAAAAGGAUACAGAGCUGGGAGCAGGGGACCCCCGUGAUGGGCACCUCCAUCGGCGAGGCGGUCGAGAUGGGCGCAUGGGGCCAGCAAAAGGCGCCCUCGGUCCACUACAGCGAGCAGCUGGACGCCGUGGAGCGGGAGGCCGAAAUCACGGAGGCUAUGGAGGAGCUCGUGCCCGUCUGCAGCACCGUCGGUCACUUCGAGCGCUUCGGCGACCGCGACGUGGCGUUCGAAUGUGAUUUCUGCGAGGGCUUCAUCGUGUGGAACGACCUGAUGGUCAUGCCGACGAGGCCGGACCCCUCCGCAAUCGCCAAGGGCGUCACCGAGCAGCCGAACUGGCAGUCCUGCGGCAAGAGCGUCUCGACCGGCGAGGACAAGACGGUCGUCUUUGCACCCCUCGCCAUAGCGAACCACCUCGCGCCCGAGAUCGGCGGCUGGCAGGCGAGGAUAUUGUGCCCAUACUGCGAUGACUACAACUACUUUGAGCAGGGCGAAGGGGACGAGACCAAGUACGCCCAGGACGAGCGCGGCUUCGGGAGCCUGGAAGAGUUCCAGGCGCAUCUGGAGUGGUAUCACACCUCCACUUCGAUGCCGGGCCUGCCCUCGGCCAAGAACUGCGUGGUCAUGUAGGCGCCCACGAGGAGGUGCGUGUCAUGAGUAUCAGGCAUCUAUGUCACUGCAAAUCAAACACUUGGAAGGCGUUUUGUCAUCGAGAAGGGAUUUUGCUUGGUCGGCGUUACUAGGUAUUGGAAUGAGCCCUGGCGUUCGGGGCACUUGAGAUAUGGCUCGAACCCACAUCAGACGUGCCACGUUGGAUAGGACACGAAGGUUAGCACAGCCUGGCCAAGGUGCAGUGAGAGAGGUACCGGCUGGCAGGGGCUCAUAUAUAUGUUCAAUGCUUAAUAUACCCAUCUUUUUCCAAGGCGACAUAUGGUUGCACAAAAUCUCAACGCCAUUGGCACCAUGAAGUUACAAGGAUGUCGAUCUCAUCCUCAUACUUGUUUGAGUCAGAUCAGGAACCAUAAUGGUUCAGAGCAUCUAGUGACGACCUCAUCAUCUCGGUCUCGCAUCCGCUUGCUCCAGUAGAAACAUGAACCAAGCCUGGUCUGAUUAUGGAUUUGUAUAUUACGCUCUUCGUUGCCUCCAUAGACUGAGCCUACCGCUAUGCAAUCAACGCCGGAACUCCAAUAGCAUAUAUCAUGCCACCCAUAUGUGACAACCCAUCAGCGCCCGACCGUCAGUCGCCG